Messenger RNA from Schistocerca nitens (vagrant locust), 699 nucleotides. RefSeq names its product dynein axonemal assembly factor 6 (gene Dnaaf6). Bases 94 to 699 code for a protein of 201 amino acids. Gene Ontology annotation, molecular function: dynein intermediate chain binding; protein-folding chaperone binding. Gene Ontology annotation, biological process: axonemal dynein complex assembly. The transcript has 3 exons. The record is from RefSeq and is a predicted model, not a curated record. Gene Ontology annotation, cellular component: cytoplasm. NCBI's taxonomy places the organism in Eukaryota, Metazoa, Arthropoda, Insecta, Orthoptera, Acrididae.
UGAAAGCAAGUGUUAAUAAACAUCUGUAUCUCAGUUUAAAUAACGCGUGCUUUUACGUUUCUUGAACGAAGGUUUGCCACUUGCUGUGAAAAUAUGUUCAGUACGAAGGAUGUGAAGAGACUAGCAGAGUUGCUGAAAACAGAAGAUCAUGAAUCCGACAGCGACGAUGACUUACCAAAAUCUGGUCUCGCUCGAUUAGGCCCUGGUGACGUCGGUCCCACAAAGAAACAAACGGGCAUCUCAACUGCCGGUGACAAAAAGAAGAGCAGUGACGUGAAAGCUGUCGAUGGAAGAGGCGACGCGGAGAUCUGUCUUGAUCAGAAGGCCAUCUGGAGCGACGACGAGGUGGUCGAAGUGGACGACAUGGAGGACCCCCGAGAAGAGCCGCGCUACCACUUCUCUUACCGGCAGGACGUGGGGGCGGAAGACGUCUACCUGCAGUUGGGCCCGCGCACCCCGGCGACGGCGAGUUGCGAGUGGCUGGUGUUGGAGGUGUGGCUGGAGGGCGAGCGCCGCUGUGACGUCGACGUGUCGCUGCAGCCGCAGCGGCUGGAGCUGCGCUCGCCUCGCUACCGCCUGUCGCUGGCCCUGCCGCAGCCCGUGCUCCCAGACAGCAGCGCCGCUACCUGGGACCCCGACAACUACGUGCUCAAAUUGCGCAUGCGCAUGUCACGCGAACUGGAUUUUGUCAACUUCUAG